CGCUGAUAAAGAAUACCCGUCGGGGCAAAAGGACACCUCAUCAUCACCGCACGUAACCCAUCACCGAUCACACGCCCAACUCUUUGCUACGGUUCAUACGCUGACUGUCAAGUCGGCUUCGGCACACAUGUCUGCUUCCCGUGCAGCGUUCCUUGCAUAACUGCAAAUCGCAGCCUGCGACCGCGCCAUUCGCUAAAACCCGAACCAACCGUCAUCGCAUCGCGGCAAAAAAAGGCAUCUGACCUCAGCGAUAACUUGCAAUCGACCGAAUCGACAACAAUCGUCUUUACGACUUACAACGACGACGAAUUCUGGCAACAUGGAUCAACUCAUGGGCGGCGAAGGGGCGUUCCCCCUCGAGACAUGGUUUUGGGAAAUGCCCAUCUGCACGCGGUGGUGGACAACAGCGACAGUCCUGACGAGCGGCCUGGUGCAAUGCAAGCUCGUCACUCCCUUCCAGCUCUUUUAUAGCUACCGCACAGUAUUCCAGAAGUCGGAAUACUGGCGCCUCCUGACGACCUUCCUCUACUUCGGCCCCAUCUCGAUCGAUCUGCUCUUCCACGUCUACUUCUUGCAGCGGUACGCGCGCCUCCUGGAGGAGUCGUCGGGCCGAUCGCCGGCCUACUUCUCGUGGCUGCUCGUCUACGCCAUGACCAGCCUCCUGCUCCUGUCGCCCUUUGUCUCGAUGCCCUUUCUCGGCCACCCGCUGUCGUCGACGCUCGUCUACAUCUGGUCGCGCCGCAACCCGGACACGCUCAUGAGCUUCCUGGGCCUGCUCGUCUUCCGCGCGCCCUACCUGCCCUGGGUGCUCAUGGGCAUCAGCUUUGUGCUGCACGGCACCGUGCCGAAGGACGAGUUCAUGGGCGUCAUCAUCGGGCAUAUCUGGUACUUCUUUAAUGAUGUGUACCCGCCCCUGCACGGCGGAUCGCGGCCUCUGGAUCCGCCCAUGUGGUGGCGUCGGCUGUUUGAGGGGCGACCGCGCGAAGAGACAGCCGAAGGAAUGGAAAACGACGUUGCUGUUGCUGGGACAGAGGUUCCGCCGCCGGAAGUACGGUAAACGGAAGCACCGAGGCAGCUCAUGCGACAAAGUGCUCAAGAAGGGGCUUUUUUUUCUUUUCUUUUUCUUAUGGAUCGGGUGGAAUUUGACGACACAAAACAAGCUUGGUGCUCGGCGUUUUGGAGGCUUCUUUCCAGUAUUAUUACAAAGUGCAUCUCUAUCAGCAUUGCAUACCUGACCGGCGUUGGAUUUGGAUUGGGAAGGACAAAAUGUGGGCUGUAAAUAAUGCGACAAAGAAAAAAAAAACGCAUUGACGGGAGCAACAAAUCCGUCACCCACCAGUGGUCUGACCUUCAGAUUGUGCACGUCCAGUUCUUCACCGCGGAUUAGAGCCUUAUAUUUGUCAAGCGAUACCCAAAGGUUCCCCAAG
Messenger RNA from Thermothelomyces thermophilus ATCC 42464, 1427 nucleotides. RefSeq lists its product as uncharacterized. The coding region runs from base 320 to 1057 and encodes 245 amino acids. Gene Ontology annotation, molecular function: misfolded protein binding; ubiquitin-specific protease binding. Gene Ontology annotation, biological process: endoplasmic reticulum unfolded protein response. Gene Ontology annotation, cellular component: endoplasmic reticulum membrane; Hrd1p ubiquitin ligase ERAD-L complex. The transcript has 3 exons. The record is from RefSeq and is a predicted model, not a curated record. NCBI's taxonomy places the organism in Eukaryota, Fungi, Ascomycota, Sordariomycetes, Sordariales, Chaetomiaceae.